Coffea eugenioides is the source of this 1260-nucleotide messenger RNA. Its product is annotated as protein ALTERED XYLOGLUCAN 4-like. The coding region runs from base 1 to 1260 and encodes 419 amino acids. Gene Ontology annotation, cellular component: Golgi apparatus. Lineage: Eukaryota; Viridiplantae; Streptophyta; Magnoliopsida; Gentianales; Rubiaceae. Gene Ontology annotation, molecular function: O-acetyltransferase activity. The transcript is spliced from 3 exons. The record is from RefSeq and is a predicted model, not a curated record.
AUGCUAUUGUUUCGUCAACAAGAGAAAAUUUUCAUAUUGCUUAGCCGACCACUGCUGUUGAUCUGCUCUGUGUGCUUUACGAUAUUGCUCAUAUUCUACGCACUGCGUGCCCCCGAUUCCAUCAACUUCACCGCCAAAAAUGUAGGCUAUGUCCCAAGCAACUCAUCAUCCUCGCUACAUCCUCCUGCCAAAGAAGAUGAAAAAUGUAACUUGUUUAAGGGUCGUUGGAUUUGGGACGAGAAAGGUCCUUUGUACACGAAUUUCAGCUGUAAAACGAUCCCGGACAAGAAGAAUUGUUUCUUGCAUGAGAGGAUGGAUAAGGAUUUCCUUCAUUGGAGAUGGAAGCCCGACGAAUGUGAACUUCCCGUCUUCGAUCCCAGGAGCUUCCUAAGCAUCGCACGGGGAAAAACAAUGGCUUUCAUAGGUGACUCAGUUUCCCGGAAUCAGAUGGAAUCGCUGCUCUGUUUACUGUCUACGGAGGAAACCCCAAAAGACGUAUACAAGGACGCCAAAGACCGAUUCAGGACAUGGCAUUUUCCUCAUUACAACUUCACAAUGAUGUCCCUCUGGUCCCGAUUCCUUGUCACUUCCUCGCAGACAAUAGUCAAUGGGUCAGUAACCGGCGGUUUUGAUGUGCACCUGGACAAGGUUGAUGAUAAUUGGGCGCCCAAACUACCAGUCGUAGAUUAUGCCAUUUUUUCGGAUGCCCAAUGGUUCCUCAGGCAGAAUUACCUAUACGAGGGUGGCAAUCUUAUUGGAUGUAUUUACUGCCAGGAGCCUAAUGUGACUGACCUCGGUCCGGGCCUUGCCAUCCAAAGAGCAUUUAGAACCGCUUUUAAGUACAUAAACGAUUGCAAGAAUUGCUUUGGGAUUUUAACUUUGUUGAGAACAAUUUCGCCAUCCCAGUUUGAGAAUGGGACAUGGAAGACUGGGGGGAGCUGUGUCAGAACGAGCCCAUUAGCCCCGGAGGAGAUUCAGGACGCUGGUGGCGCAGACAUGGAGUACAGGAACAUCCAAAUGGCAGAAAUUGAGAGUGCCCGCAAACGGGGAGAGAAAAUUGGGAAUAGAUUUGAUGUUCUAGAUGUCACUGGGGCAAUGCUGAUGAGGCCUGAUGGCCACCCUGGAUUACACUGGCGAAACAAAAAGAAGGGAUACAGUGAUUGUGUCCAUUGGUGCUUGCCUGGGCCUAUUGAUGUUUGGAAUGAAUUUUUGCUUGAGGUGCUCAGGAGACAAUCCCAUUUUCCUCUUCGAUCCAGAUGA